CUCUCUCUCUCUCUCUCUCUCUCUCUCUCUCUCUCUCGGAGGGUGGGUGGUGACAAGUUAGAAGCGCUUGCGGCAGGUCCCCGCCCCCUGGGUCGGCCUCCCCCUGCAAGGGGAUGAAGCAAAGGUACGCAGCAUCCUGACCUGGAGCUGGAGGGGCUGCGCCCGCGGUCGGACCCCACCAGCAUCGCAGCUUGAGGACGGCCCGCCGCUCUCCACGGUACUGCGGAGAGCUCAGCUCCGCCCUUCUCUUUCAGAAGGACAGCACUCCGCGUCACGUAACCCAGCCUUCUCGGGCUCCACCACCGCCUCCUCCUUCCCAGCUCUUUUCCUCUCCUCCUCCUCCUUCUGCUCCCCUCCGUUGCCUGUUCUUCCCUCCCGCACUCCUGGAGAUAGACGCUCAAGCCUGACGCCUCUGAAAAGGCAGCGGCAGUCGCCUUAUCCACAGACCUCAGGAAAUUCGCUUUGACCGAUGCAUGCUUCAGGCUCAGGCUCGAGCUAAGGGGAAUAACCGGGCAGAUUUCUGGGUCCUUAUUAAAAGACAAAAUAAAACCACAAUGCAUCACCAACACACAACCAAUUGAUAUGCUGGCAUCUUAGCUUGGCUUUGCAGAGGUGGAGAGAAAAGAAGAGGAGCUGUUGUGAUUCCUACAUCUAACAGCUUCCGGCUACUUCACAGCUCUAGGUUUGAACCCUACUGUGGGGAGGGGAAAGAGAAGUAUAAUCCAGCCCAUGAGGCCAUGCAUAAGGAAUUCUGCUCUGGCUCCAGUGGUGCAGGAAGUCCAUGAUAUGACAGAAGAAGCAGGCCUUUGAAACUCCUCUGGGGUUGAUGAGUGGUGCUCUCAGGAGACAAGGAACCCCUUUCUCCCUCCUGGUUUGGGACACUACGUCUGGAGAGGGCGUUCACAAACACCCAAGGAUUCUGGUUCAUUGCUGGCUCCUUGUACUUCUCUGAGAAGUGUUUACUGCUUACCUGAAUCUAACUGCUUCCCUUUUGCCUGGCACCACUGAGGGUACCUGGCAGAUGAUGAUAUCUGAGGAGUGAAGCAUCUGUUGACACCACCGAUGCCCUUGAACUAGUUCAUCUGACGCAAAUGGAUGAGUGAGUUCCCUUGACCUUCUCUUGACGCCUUUUCCAGAACGUUGCUUCCAAAGUGUCUCCUCCCUUUGGUCUGGAAGUUUUGUGGCUGCCCUGCACCACUUGGGUCUACGUUUUCCAGUUGGGAGGGGACUAUAAGGAGAGAGGGAGGGGUUGCUGGAAGAAGAAGAAGAAAAAAAGAGCUAGAUAAAGGAGGGUGUAUCCCUCCCACUCUUGCCCAUCUCCCUACCCUACUGACUCCGGGACCCUUAUUUCUGCAUCACGGUGUCCAGGACGAUUUUGACCCUGUCGGCCCCGGCACCCCCCCGCCGCCCCCCAGCCCCGAGCAUGGGGUCGGCGCUGCUCCAGCGCGGGGGCUGCUUUCUCCUGUGCCUCUCGCUGCUGCUGCUGGGCUGCUGGGCGGAGCUGGGCAGCGGGCUGGAGUUCCCGGGCGCCGAGGGCCAGUGGACGCGCUUCCCCAAGUGGAACGCCUGCUGCGAGAGCGAGAUGAGCUUCCAGCUGAAGACGCGCAGCGCGCGCGGCCUCGUGCUCUACUUCGACGACGAGGGCUUCUGCGACUUCCUGGAGCUCAUCCUGACGCGCGGCGGCCGCCUGCAGCUCAGCUUCUCCAUCUUCUGCGCCGAGCCCGCCACGCUGCUGGCCGACACGCCGGUCAACGACGGCGCCUGGCACAGCGUGCUCAUCCGCCGCCAGUUCCGCAACACCACGCUCUUCAUCGACCAGGCCGAGGCCAAGUGGGUGGAGGUCAAGUCCAAGCGGAGGGACAUGACGGUGUUCAGCGGCCUGUUCGUCGGCGGGCUGCCCCCCGAACUGCGCGCGGCGGCGCUCAAGCUCACCCUGGCCUCGGUGCGGGAGCGGGAGCCCUUCAAGGGCUGGAUUCGCGACGUGCGGGUCAACUCCACGCAGGCGCUGCCGGUGGACAGCGGCGAGGUGAAGCUGGACGACGAGCCGCCCAGCAGCGGCGGCGGGAGCCCGUGCGAGGCGGGCGAGGAGGGCGAGGGUGGCGUGUGCCUCAACGGGGGCGUGUGCUCCGUGGUGGACGACCAGGCGGUGUGCGACUGCUCGCGAACCGGCUUCCACGGCAAGGACUGCAGCCAAGAAGACAACAAUGUGGAAGGUCUGGCGCACCUGAUGAUGGGCGACCAAGGUAAAAGUAAAGGAAAAGAAGAAUAUAUUGCCACGUUCAAGGGAUCUGAAUACUUCUGCUACGACUUGUCUCAAAACCCCAUUCAAAGCAGCAGCGAUGAAAUAACUCUAUCCUUUAAAACCCUUCAAAGGAAUGGACUGAUGCUUCACACUGGGAAGUCAGCUGAUUAUGUCAAUCUUGCCCUGAAAAAUGGAGCUGUCUCUCUGGUCAUUAAUUUGGGAUCAGGGGCCUUUGAAGCACUAGUGGAGCCCGUGAAUGGGAAGUUUAAUGAUAAUGCCUGGCAUGAUGUGAAAGUCACCAGAAAUCUGCGUCAGCACUCAGGCAUUGGACACGCUAUGGUGACAAUAUCAGUGGAUGGGAUUCUUACCACAACGGGCUACACGCAAGAAGAUUAUACCAUGCUGGGGUCUGACGACUUUUUCUAUGUCGGAGGCAGUCCUAGCACAGCCGACCUCCCAGGGUCACCAGUCAGUAACAACUUUAUGGGCUGUCUCAAAGAGGUUGUAUAUAAAAAUAAUGAUGUAAGGCUGGAAUUAUCUCGACUCGCCAAGCAAGGAGACCCUAAGAUGAAGAUACAUGGAGUCGUGGCGUUCAAAUGUGAGAAUGUUGCAACUUUGGACCCAAUCACCUUUGAAACCCCGGAGUCUUUCAUCUCUUUGCCUAAAUGGAAUGCAAAGAAAACAGGCUCCAUAUCAUUUGAUUUCCGCACAACAGAGCCAAAUGGCCUCAUCUUAUUUAGCCAUGGCAAACCACGACACCAAAAAGAUGCCAAACACCCCCAGAUGAUAAAGGUUGACUUCUUUGCUAUUGAGAUGCUGGAUGGCCACCUCUACCUCCUCCUAGACAUGGGGUCAGGUACAAUAAAAAUCAGAGCCCUGCAGAAGAAGGUGAAUGAUGGAGAAUGGUAUCAUGUGGACUUCCAGAGAGAUGGACGGUCAGGUACCAUUUCUGUGAACACACUGCGCACACCCUACACUGCUCCUGGCGAGAGUGAGAUCCUGGACCUGGAUGACGAGCUGUACCUGGGGGGCUUGCCCGAAAAUAAAGCGGGCCUCGUCUUCCCCACUGAGGUGUGGACUGCUCUGCUCAACUAUGGCUACGUGGGAUGCAUCCGAGAUUUAUUCAUCGACGGCCAGAGCAAAGACAUCCGGCAAAUGGCUGAAGUUCAAAGCACCGCUGGAGUGAAGCCCUCCUGCUCCAGGGAAACAGCAAAACCGUGCCUUAGCAACCCUUGCAAAAACAAUGGCAUGUGCAGGGAUGGGUGGAACCGAUAUGUCUGCGAUUGUUCCGGAACAGGCUACCUUGGCAGGUCCUGCGAGAGAGAGGCAACGGUUUUGAGCUAUGAUGGGAGUAUGUUUAUGAAAAUCCAGCUCCCCGUGGUAAUGCACACAGAGGCCGAGGAUGUGUCCUUACGGUUUCGAUCCCAGCGUGCGUAUGGCAUUCUCAUGGCAACCACCUCUAGGGACUCAGCUGACACCCUCCGCCUGGAGCUGGACGCAGGGCGUGUGAAACUGACGGUCAAUCUAGAUUGUAUCAGGAUUAACUGUAAUUCCAGCAAAGGUCCCGAGACCCUUUUUGCCGGCUAUAACCUCAAUGAUAACGAAUGGCACACAGUGCGUGUGGUUCGUCGAGGAAAAAGUUUAAAGUUAACAGUGGAUGACCAACAGGCCAUGACAGGGCAAAUGGCAGGCGAUCAUACCCGGCUGGAGUUUCACAACAUAGAGACUGGCAUCAUCACAGAACGGCGGUAUCUGUCUUCUGUCCCCUCCAACUUCAUUGGACACCUUCAGAGUCUGACCUUCAAUGGAAUGGCAUACAUUGACUUGUGCAAAAAUGGUGACAUAGAUUACUGUGAGCUCAAUGCCAGAUUUGGCUUCCGGAACAUCAUAGCAGACCCUGUCACCUUCAAGACCAAAUCCAGCUAUGUUGCCUUAGCUACAUUGCAAGCCUACACUUCUAUGCAUCUUUUCUUCCAGUUCAAGACAACAUCCCUAGAUGGACUAAUUCUAUAUAACAGUGGGGAUGGAAAUGACUUUAUUGUGGUUGAAUUAGUUAAAGGGUACUUACAUUAUGUGUUUGAUUUGGGAAAUGGUGCUAACCUCAUCAAAGGGAGCUCAAACAAACCUCUCAAUGACAAUCAGUGGCACAAUGUGAUGAUAUCAAGGGACACCAGCAAUCUCCACACUGUAAAGAUUGACACGAAAAUCACAACGCAGAUCACCGCAGGAGCCAGGAACUUGGAUCUCAAGAGUGACUUGUAUAUAGGAGGAGUGGCGAAAGAAACAUACAAAUCCUUGCCGAAACUUGUCCAUGCCAAGGAGGGCUUUCAAGGCUGCCUGGCAUCAGUCGAUCUAAAUGGACGGCUUCCAGACCUCAUCUCAGAUGCCCUUUUCUGCAACGGACAGAUUGAGAGAGGAUGUGAAGGGCCCAGCACCACCUGCCAGGAGGACUCGUGUUCCAAUCAAGGCGUGUGCUUGCAGCAGUGGGACGGCUUCAGCUGCGACUGCAGCAUGACCUCCUUCAGCGGGCCGCUCUGCAAUGACCCGGGGACAACAUACAUCUUUAGCAAAGGUGGUGGACAGAUCACAUAUAAGUGGCCUCCGAAUGACCGGCCAAGUACACGAGCAGACAGACUGGCCAUAGGGUUCAGCACUGUUCAGAAGGAAGCCGUCCUGGUGCGAGUGGACAGUUCUUCUGGCCUGGGGGACUACCUAGAGCUGCACAUACACCAAGGAAAAAUUGGAGUUAAAUUUAAUGUUGGGACAGAUGACAUCGCCAUCGAAGAGUCCAAUGCAAUCAUUAACGAUGGGAAAUACCAUGUAGUCCGUUUCACGAGGAGUGGUGGCAAUGCCACCUUACAGGUGGACAGCUGGCCAGUGAUCGAGCGCUAUCCUGCAGGAAACAAUGAUAACGAGCGCCUGGCGAUUGCUAGACAGCGAAUUCCAUAUCGACUUGGUCGAGUAGUUGAUGAAUGGCUACUCGACAAAGGGCGUCAGCUCACAAUCUUCAAUAGCCAAGCAACCAUAAUAAUUGGCGGGAAAGAGCAGGGCCAGCCCUUCCAGGGCCAGCUCUCUGGGCUUUACUACAAUGGCUUGAAAGUUCUGAAUAUGGCAGCCGAAAACGAUGCCAACAUCGCCAUAGUGGGAAACGUGAGGCUGGUUGGUGAAGUGCCUUCCUCUAUGACAACUGAGUCGACAGCCACUGCCAUGCAGUCAGAGAUGUCCACGUCCAUUAUGGAGACCACCACCACCCUGGCCACUAGUACAGCCAGAAGAGGAAAGCCCCCUACGAAAGAACCCAUUAGCCAGACCACAGAUGACAUCCUUGUGGCCUCAGCAGAGUGUCCCAGCGAUGAUGAGGACAUUGACCCCUGUGAGCCGAGCUCAGGUGGGUUAGCCAACCCAACCCGGGCAGGGGGGAGAGAGCCGUACCCCGGCUCCGCAGAGGUGAUUCGGGAGUCCAGCAGCACCACGGGCAUGGUGGUGGGGAUAGUGGCCGCUGCCGCCCUGUGCAUCCUCAUCCUCCUCUAUGCCAUGUACAAGUACAGAAACCGGGAUGAAGGCUCCUACCAUGUGGACGAGAGUCGAAACUACAUCAGUAACUCAGCACAGUCCAAUGGGGCUGUGGUAAAGGAGAAACAACCCAGCAGUGCGAAAAGCGCCAACAAAAAUAAGAAAAACAAGGAUAAAGAGUAUUAUGUCUGAUUCCAAGAUCAUAACAGGACCCUUGUAUAGAAAUAGUCUUCAUUUUACCUGAGACAUAAUAUAAACUUAUUUACUUUCCUUUUUAUGAAGCACAUACAAAAGAAGACAGGGAAUGCAAUCAGGAAGGAAAGACUGUUUUUAAAAAAUAAAAACAAGUAUCUCAUGCUCUUGUUUCUCCAAAAAAGAAAAAAAAAAAAAAAACAGGGGCCAAUCAAUUCCCUAACAUCCACAGUGUUUUCAUUUACUCUGCCUGUCUUUAUGUUGCUGGAACAUUUCGAAAAGACAGUGAUGACCGCACGCAUUCAUAAAGCAAAGGAGUAUUACAACAUCGAGGCACAACACAACACACAACACACAAAGAAGAAGCUACCUAUGAUCCUGGAUUCAGCCAAAGUGCUAGCGCUUUCCUGCGAAGUCAGAUAGUCCUAUUGCCAGAGAAGACUAUGGCAUUUUGAGUGACUCGACCUGCAAAUCUUUAAACAUUUGCUGCCUGGUGCAACUGGAGCAGUGGUUGGAACUUGCAUUGGGAACAAAGUGCUGGCUUUUUUGAAGACUUGUGUAGGAACACAUUCAAAAAGCCCCUUUAUGAUUAUGAGGGAAAAAAGAAAAAGUAUGGAGGCCUUAUUUUCAACCAUGUGAAAUAUAAGGCACAUUUUCACACUAAAAUCUCGAAACAAAAACAAGAGGGCAUAGAUGCAAUCAUUGGGAAAUUUUCAUGCACGCUUAAUAUGUUAUUACAUAUGUUUAUAUAAAAUCCAUCUCCGUGUGCUUUCUGGACUGUGGUAAGUGACGUUUUAUAGCCUGUUGUAUAGAAAAUGCAAAAUAUAUCUCUGCUCUUCAGCCAUUUUUGGUAAAUUCAAUGUUAUAAGUGUUGCUAAGUAUAGGGAGUUUUAUGACAUCGGAGCAACGAUUAUUUCAGGGUUUUGGGUUUUUUUGUUUGUUUUUGUUUUUUGCCAUCAUCAUAAAUUGCCACAAUUACUUACUUUUUUAAAUAAAGUUACAAUGUAGUGUUUAUUCUAAGAAAGAUAUGUAUGAAUGUAUAUAAAAAGAUUCAGCUACAUUUUUUUCUUACAUGUACAGCCUUCAUUCUGUUGCAAUUAAGUUUUAGUAUUUGUACGAAAGGUGUGAAUUAGAAAGUAAAAUAUAUACAUAUGUAUCUUAUAAUCUUUUUUCUCCCCAAAAUACUCACAUUUCCCACAUACAUUCACUAUUCACAAUCAAAAGAUACACACACACACACACAUACACACACACACACAAAUCCAGAGUAAUCCAUCAAUUAUAAUGAAAGGCCCAAACAUACAUAUACUAACAAAUAUUUACUGACAAUUUGAAAAGCAGGAAGGAAAAUAGUUGUGCCAAGGUAUGGAUGACAAAUGGGGUGAUUUGCUUCACUGAGAUCAUGUUCCCAAGAAACCCCAAGAAGAUAUUUACCUAGUGAAAUGGAACCUUUUCUUAUCAAAUAGAGUAUCAAUGGUAUCUUGCUGCAUGGAUAUGAACCAUCAUGUCAGGAGGUUACAGAAGCAAAAUCGGUUGAUAUACACCUUAACCCUGGUUGCUACAAUUGAAAACUUUGUUUCCAUAAAAUUAUAUAUUUUUUCUCUGAACCUAAUGUGCAUGAUAAACAUUUUGGAAGGUAAACACUUUCUCAACUAAGAAAGUAUUUUCAGUAAUUUUUUAUUCUGUAUUACUAUUCAUUUUUUAAAACCAUUCUCUGUUGAUUAUUGACCAUAUUUUAACUUUUGGGUUUUACAUAUAUAUCAUUAUAGUUUUAGUUUAACACAUUAAAUGAUAGAAAAGUAUAGAUUAUACACUUGCUUUUGCAUAUUAUUUCAAUGAUGUUCAUAGCAAUAAACUAUCGGUAUGAGAAGGUAAUGCAAAGGCACUGCAUUAUUAGGUUGCAAGGUGAUGCCUCGGUAUAAAUUGAUCGCAUUACUUUAACAUCUCCUAAAAUGACAUUAGAUUUCAUAAAAGAGAAUAAUACCUUUACAAUUAGCUUUAAUCAGCAAAGGCAAAAAAUG
This is a messenger RNA of Molossus molossus (Pallas's mastiff bat), 7968 nucleotides long. RefSeq names its product neurexin 1 (gene NRXN1). The record is from RefSeq and is a predicted model, not a curated record. The transcript is spliced from 23 exons. Bases 1424 to 5947 code for a protein of 1507 amino acids. NCBI's taxonomy places the organism in Eukaryota, Metazoa, Chordata, Mammalia, Chiroptera, Molossidae.